Molecule: messenger RNA, 696 nt
Organism: Rhipicephalus sanguineus (brown dog tick)
Lineage: Eukaryota; Metazoa; Arthropoda; Arachnida; Ixodida; Ixodidae
Exons: 3
Coding region: 1-696 (231 amino acids)
Biological process (GO): negative regulation of translation; oogenesis
Cellular component (GO): perinuclear region of cytoplasm
Molecular function (GO): zinc ion binding; mRNA binding
Source: RefSeq, a predicted model, not a curated record
AUGGAGGAUCACAGAGUGCAUAACCCGCACGGACCACUGGAAGAUGAAGUUAUCCGGCUGCUUCACACGCCACGGCCGCGCGUCAAAGGAUUUUUCGCCGACCUGCCGCCGGCACAGAGGCACAUGUACGUCAUCCCGCCGCCACCGCCGGAUGAAAACGAUGGGUCGGAGGACCGUGUCUGGGGCAGUGUGGAGUCCGAGACGACAACGGCUCACGGAGGCCAGCGGACCGAGCCGCAGGAAACCGGAGAGAGCCGGCAGAUACGGGGCCGCCGUCACAACAUCGAUAGUCAGACACCGGGAGCGGCAGGGGAGGUGCACCCACAGGGCCCUGCAUUGGAGACUGACGCCGAGGCCAGGGAAGAGCGCAUCAGACGUGUCGGGCCCAUCGGUACGGCUAGUGUUGAGCAUGGCUCACAGUCGCGACGUCGUCCCUCGCAACAGCCACCAGUGGAGUGCGCGUUCUGCCGACGUCUCGGCGAGACUCGAUCGUUCUCACGCACACACAUGUUGCGUGACCCUCUGACAAAUGCCGUGGUGUGCCCAAUCUUGCGCGAACAUCGGUGUGAGAUAUGCGGUGCCACGGGUGAUAAGAGCCACACCAGAUCGUACUGCCCCAUGAAACCAGAGGGCACGUAUAACAUGGCACUGCUCAAGAGCACUCCUCGCAAUAGCACGGGCAAGCGAAAGCAAUGA